AUGAGACUGGGGAGUUUGAUAUGUCUGUUGCCAGUGGCGACCAGGGCGGUUGUUGCGAUGGAUAUGGAUUCGGAUAUGGACAUGAUGGAUGAGGGCUAUAGUGAAGCUAGCACCACGAUAGGUGCAACGAGGAUGCCGAGCACGCCGAGCACGCCGAGUGCUGUUCCGUAUGAGCCAAAGCAUGUACACGGGUUGCCGAUCCUUUCGCGGCCUAAUUUGACGCCGAGUGAGAGGUUGUAUUGGACCAACUACAACACGACGACCUACUUCGCGACGGAUUUCGGAAACCGAGCAGCGUUCAAAUACCACGUGGUUUCUAUGGCGCUGGUGGUUGUGAUUCUGUACCCGAUAUCUCUGGCUCUCAACAGUGUGGGUUCUAAUUGGUACCUGCCCGUUUUGACGCUGAAUUUGGGGUUUGUUUUGAGUUCUUUGCUCACCUUGUCUAUAUUUGGUGCCACCUUCCCUGAAGAUUGGUAUCCGCACAAUGCUUAUAGUAAGGUCAGUUGGAUUUUCUUGGUUCUUAUUAUACUGCAUUAUGUCUCGGCGCUAGUGUCAAAGGCUUCAAAAUGGAUUGCCGACUUCAGUCCGCUAAGUAGUGAGUUCUUUCCACUGCACGAUUAUCGAUCUUCGUUGGAUGAUGAACGAGCUGGGAAUUUCACACCCGCCACCGGCAAUGAAGACUCGGCCUCCGACAGUCCAUCGCAUUCAUUAACGGGAAACCACGCGAGUCAAAAACUCUCGUAUGAACUGGAUCGUGAACAGCUAUUCGAUCCUGACAAUAUGUCUUUAAGAUUCAAGUCAAAGAGUUCGCAAAAAAGGGACUCGUAUUUGCAAAAAGUUUUUGGUAAUCCGUUGAUACAAAACAUAGCUAGUAGGUUUGGCAAUCUCUUUUCGAUUAUUUUCAAUAUGUUGAACUAUCCCUUGUUUGUUUUCAUGUUAGUUGACGUCGGAAUUGGUGUAGCUGUUGGAAAUUUACUGGGCAAAGGAUCAAGAAUUUUCAACCUUCUCGCUCACUGGAUCAAAGGUGGUGUUUUUUUCCUACUAGGAAUCCUUUCUUUAUCAAGAUACUGUGGAUUUGGUAAAAAACACGGCUGGGCAUGGAACAAAAUUUUAAUUACAAACUCCGAUUUAAAAAGUAAUUAUAAAGGUGGUCUCUCGAGAAUUUUUUUGCCUCGUGGAACUAUAACUAUGGAAUUUAUGGAGUCUUUCUUGAUAUUUUUCUAUGGUACAACAAACGUUUUUCUAGAGCAUUUAGCAGGCGCAGGUGGAGAGUGGACAGCAAAAGAUUUACAACACGUUUCGAUUGCUUUCAUGUAUAUUGGCUCAGGAUUGUGUGGUUUAUUAGCUGAAAUGAAACUAAAUGACUGGAGGUUCAGUCACGCUUGCCAACAUUCCGAGAAUAUGUCAUCAAAUGAAAUUUAUGCAGGAUCGCCUGGUUAUUCACCCAAUCCAUUUCCAGCAUUUACGAUUUUUUGGACUGGAAUUCUCAUGUCACAACACGCUCAAGCGUCACAAACUUCAACCUCGAUCCAUGUUCAAUGGGGAAGUCUACUUUCAUAUGGAUCGUUCUUUAGAUUGUUAACUUUCGCUUUAUUGUUCGUUGUUCCUAAUAAGAAUUUCAAGCCUUCAAAACCGUUCACCGAGCUUAUAACAUCAUUUUGCCUGCUUUGCGGAGGUCUUGUCUUUAUGGAAUCAACCGAUCAAGUCAUUGAAGCUAUGGAUUAUAGAGGCUUUACUCCAAUGUUCAGUUUCAACAUCAGUGUAGGUUUUAUCACACUUUUAAUGGCUUGGGAAAUGUCGUUGUUCCUUUGGAAGUAUUGGUUAGAAGAUCGUUACGUUAAAUCAACACAGUAA
Molecule: messenger RNA, 1854 nt
Organism: Zygotorulaspora mrakii
Lineage: Eukaryota; Fungi; Ascomycota; Saccharomycetes; Saccharomycetales; Saccharomycetaceae
Gene: TVS1
Product: Tvs1p
Exons: 1
Coding region: 1-1854 (617 amino acids)
Source: RefSeq, a predicted model, not a curated record